GUGACGCGUUUUCAAAUCUUCAACCGCCGCAGCCCACUCGCUUGUGCUUCGCCCGUUUCUCUUCCGCGCCUUGGAGCCGGAUUCGGCCUUGGAGGCCCGGCCCGUAGACGCGGCAUCUCUACUGCGAGGUGGUCGCUGACCGCGGAACGAAGGAAGUAGCGAGCCUGUCACAGGACCGAAGGAGCCGUGUUUUCCCGGCAGUCCGGCGCGACACCAUCUCCGGACCCAGCAUGUAGGUGCCGGGUGGCUGCCAUGAACUCCGGAGCCAUGAGGAUCCACGGCAAAGGACAUUUCCAGGGUGGAAUCCAAGUCAAUAAUGAAAAAAACAGACCAUCUCUGAAGUCUCUGAAAACUGACAGCAACAAACCAGAAAAAUCCAAAUACAAGCCACUUUGGGGGAAAGUAUUUUACCUUGACUUACCUUCUGUCUCAAUAUCUGAAAAACUGCAAAAAGACAUUAAAGAUCUAGGCGGGCGAGUUGAAGAAUUUCUGAGCAAAGACAUCAGUUAUCUCAUUUCAAAUAAAAAGGAAGCUAAAUUUGCACAAACUUUGAGCCGAAUUUCCCCUGUACCAAGUCCAGAAUCUGCGUAUAAUGCAGAAACCACUUCACCUCAUCCCAGCCAUGAUGGAAGCUCAUUUAAAUCUCCAGACUCAGUGUGUUUAAGCAGAGGAAAAUUACUAGUUGAAAAAGCUAUCAAGGACCAUGAUUUUAUUCCUUCAAAUAGUAUAUUAUCAAAUGCCUUAUCCUGGGGAGUGAAAAUUCUGCAUAUUGAUGAUAUUAGAUACUACAUGGAACAAAAGAAAAAAGAGUUGUAUUUACUAAAGAAGUCAAGCACUUCCGUGAGAGAUGUGGGGAAAAGAGUCUGUACUCAGAAAACAAAAACAGGUAGACUGAAAAAGCCUUUUGUAAAGGUGGAAGAUAUGUGCCAAUUUUAUAGGCCGUUUUAUCUUCAGUUGACCAACAUGCCUUUUAUAAAUUAUUCUGUCCAGAAGCCCUGCAGUCCAUUUGAUGUGGAUAAGCCAUCUAGCAUCCAAAAGCAAACUCAAGUUAAACUAAGAAUCCAAACAGAUGGUGAUAAACAAGAUGGAACCCCAAUUCAGCUCCAUUUGAAAGAGAAAAAAAAGAAAGGAUAUUGUGAAUGUUGCUUACAGAAAUAUGAAGACCUUGAAACUCAUCUUCUAUGUGAACAACACAGAAACUUUGCACAGAGCAACCAGUAUCAAGUUGUUGAUGAUAUCAUAUCUAAGUUAGUUUUUGACUUAGUGGAAUGUGAAAGGGACACACCUAAAAAGAAAAGAAUAAAAUACAGUGUUGGAUCCCUUUCUCCUCUUACUACAAAUGUCCUGAAGAAGACCAAACCAAAAGAACAGCUAGAACUGCAACAAAUUCCUCAGAAGAACUUCAGGGAAAAUGAUAUUAUACAGGCAGUGGAGCAGAGUUUGCUGUAUAAAGAAACCCAGGAACCUGAACAAGAGCUUGUGCUUAUUUCAGAACCUAUCCCCUUCCCUUCAGAUGAACCAAGAGAACUCAGUGAGGAAAAGAUGGAUAAAUGUUCCAUAUUAAAUACAGCUGAAAAUGACAUUAAACAGAAUUUUACACAGCUGCCUUCACAUGAAAAUAAACAAGAAUGUAUUUUUGAUGUUUCUGAACAUAAAUUAAUUGUAAAUGAAAGUAACUUGGAAGAACUAAAGGUGAAUCGCUGUCAAUGUAGACUACAGACAACUAUACAAGUUUCCAGUUUCAAUAAGGAUAAUAGUGCAUCUCAACUGAAACAAAAGUCAGAUACUAUCCUUUUUCCGGCAGAGGAUCUGAAGGUAAAGGACCUUCACUCAAUAUUUGGUCAUGAUUCUGGUCUGAUAGCAAUGAACAGUUCACAAGAGCACCUGACAAUUCAAGCAAAGACUCCAUCCCAUAACCCUCCUAGGGAAUCCAGUGAAUGCAACCUCAAGAAUAUGGAUAGUGUACUUCCUGGUAAAAUCCAUCGGAAAGUGAAAUUAUUAUUAGGAAGAAAUAAAAAAGAAAAUCUGGAACCAAAUGUGGAAUUAGAUAAGAAAAGAACUGAAUUUCUGAUCACACAAGAAGAAAACAGAAUUUGUAGUUCACCAGUUCAGUCUUUAGUGGACUUAUUUCAGACUAGUGAAGAGAAAUCAGAAUUUUUGGGUUUCACAAGCUACCCUGAAAACAGUGGUACAUGUGAUGCUUUAGAUAUUUGGGAAGAAGAAAAUUCAAAUAGCUUAUUGUCAAUGUUUUUUUCUUCCCCUUCAAAUUCUACAUUUACUGGCUUUUAGUCCUUAAAAAUGUAUACUUUUUAGAAGUGUAAGGAUCAUAUUCUUUUGAAAUUUUUAUAAAUAUGUAUAAAAAUUCUUAGGAUGUUCUUGCCAACUUUGUUUACAGAACCAUAUGUAAAUAUUAACAAUAAAGGUCAUGUUUGCAUUUUCAAUAGAAUUGAAUACCUAUUAUAGAAAAAUUGCAGGACAAACUUCUGGCUCAUUUUGUUUAUUGUCUAUUAAAUAGAAUCCUAUGAUAACAUGACAAUAUUGCCUAUGAAAACCUAAAUUUCUUAUGGAAAGGAAAAGGUUUUAUAUAUUUGGUUGUGGAAAUCAUUAUCAGAAACAGACACUUUUACAUUGGUACUGUUCUUGUACAAAUAUAGCUUAUAUAAACUAUAUCUGUACAAACUAGAUACAGUUUAUAUGAGCAAUGUUUAAAUUGAAGUUAUGCAAAUAUACAUCUAGUCCAUGUUCUUACUGAAGUUGAAUUUUUUAAGGUAUUUAUGCUGGUGGUAAUUUUUUUUUUUUUCCCUUAAUUGGCCUCAGUUAGUCGUUUUGCCUGGCUUAGGUGAGCGAGGAAAAAAAGUUGUGUCGAGCCCUUUACUCCAUAAUUCAUGGAAGAAAUCAACAGUGAUAGUCUAGAUACAGUAUACUCUUAUAAGAGGGUGACCUACUUGGCACUGAAGAGUUAUUUGUAGAGGUAAAUAGAAUCCAGAAAGGAGUAACUUAAUGAGAUUACCGUACAGAAUGUAAUACCUUCCCCACUGUGCUUACCUUUUUUAGAUAACGGAAAUUUUUUCUUUACCCUCUGAUUUGGUAUCAGGAAAUGAAAGAAAGAAUGGCAUCGAGCUCUAAAUAGUUGUAGUUUUGAAAUAUAUAUGAGGAUUGCCUUCAAUCUGGCACUGAACAAUAUGAUAAUUUGGAGGAAGAAAAAUUCAAAUAAAAGAAAAAUAUGAACUGUCUUUAUAAUAGAGGGUAUAAGAGGCAUUUGACUUUGCAUAUAUUCUUACAGAAGUAUAUAAUUUACAACCAGUGGCAGUUUUUCACAGUAAAAAUUGAUGCCACUGAACACUAUGUAAGUACCUUGUUGCUAAAAAUUAACUUUGGUUAAUAGUCUUGUUUGGCAUCCUAUAUGGCUCUCAACAUGAUUUUAUUUGUACAUUUAUUUUGACAGUAUUAAUGAAAAAUACUGGCUUUUCAACAUAUUUAUUGGUUAUAAAAUUAUACCAGUACCUUAAAUAGUAUCAAUGAAAGAUCCUUUACAGUGCAUACAUGAAAACCUUAUUUCCAAUGUAAAUUAAUACUGUAGCAUCUUCUGUUACAAGUGUAUGUGUAUGCAUGUGAAUCUGUCAGGUUUUACAGACAUCCUUCUAAAAAUCUACAUGAAACUUGGAAAAUUAUUAAUUUUUUUACUUCAAUUUUUAUCUCAAUUCUCAAAAAAAAAAUGCAAAUAAUUAAAAGGUAUUUAAACCUCCUCUAUGAUGCUUUGACUUGAGAGUGACAGUCUUCAAUUUGCAGUGUUGCCAUUUGUCAGCCCUCACAAUUAUUUAGAGUUGUGCCUUAGCUGCAUUUAAUACGUAGUACAAGGCUCAAGCUGAACUACUGUACUUUCUUAACCUUAAUAUUUUACACGAUUUUUGAACUAUUAGUUUGAAUACUGGGCUUUUAAAAGACUCUAAGGGCUUUAUAAUGAGUACUGUACUCUUAAAAAAAGCUUAAAUUUCAGUUUAUUUGGAACAAGUCAAUAAAUAAACAAGUCAGGGCCAUUACAGUUUGUGUCCUUUGUAGUAUGCUGUUGGGCACCCAACCAAGGGGAUGAGUGCAGGUACAGAGCCAGCCUGCAAUUUGAUCAAGUAUUAUGACAUGUUUUUACAAGUUCCAACCAAUAAGCUAGCCUUUCUGUAUUAAGAAACAACAUUAUACACCUGUGCAGAAUGGUGAUUCUGCAUAUCUUAGAUUAAAAAACAAUUCAGGCCUUUACAAACCUUUUGCCAUUAAUUAGCAUUUUUAAGGCAGUAUUAGAGGGAAGAAGCCUCCUUAAAAUCUCUUCCCCACACUCCCCAAAAAAUCUGUAGGAAGAGCUCUGGACAAUCAAAUAAUUUUGUCAGCAAAAUGUAAUGACACUUUCAAUGCAAGAAAAAUACAUGUCAGCUUUGAACAUUGUGGGAGAACAGCAUGGGACUGGGGGAAAAAAGACUAAAAAAGAAACCGAAAACCAGGUUUAGACAUACCUACUGAAGGAUAUCAUCAAUUCCUUAGAAAAGAACUUAAAAUUCUUUGUAGUCCUUGUGUACUUGUUUAUUUUACUUAGUUGUGAUUAACUGUGAAUCAUAGUGUUAAGUCCAGUCAGUCAUCUUCAGUACUUUUUGCUGACUUCCUCAAAUCUCAAAUAAAUGAUUAGGGCUACAUGAAUCCUGUCAAAUUAUCAAAUUUAAUAAAACAGAUCUGUAGAAGUUUCCCUUAAGAAAACUUUGUUGUGGUUUGUGUUUUAAAUUACUUCUCAGCAUUUGACUGUCUGGAUCAUAAACUAUGGAUAACAUCGCGAAGAAUGGGAAUUCCAGAACACUUAAUUGCGCUCAUGAGGAACCUGUACGUAGAUCAAGAAGCAGUAGUUUGGACAGAACAAGGGGAUAGUGUGUGGUUUAAGGUCAGGAAAAGUGCGCGUCAGGGUUGUAUCCUUUCACCAUACCUAGUCAAUCUGUAUUCUGAGCAAGUAAUCCAAGAAGCUGUACUAUAUGAAGAACAGGGCUUCAGGAUUGGAGGAAGACUCAUUAACAACCUGUGAUACGCAAAUGAAACAACCUUGCUUGCUGAAAGCAAAGGACUUGUGCUUACUGAUGAAGAUCAAAGACUAUAGCCGCCAGUAUGGAUUACACUUCAACAUAAAGGAAACAAAAAUUCUCAACUGGAUCAAUAAGCAACAUGAUAAAUGAAGAAAAGAUUGAAGUUGUCAAGGAUUUCAUUUUACUUGGAUCCACAAUAAAUACCCAUGGAAUCAACAGUCAAAUCAGCCGAUGCAUUGGGCAAAUCUGCAAGAGACAAAGUAUUAAAAAGCAAAGAUGUCACCUUGAAGAUUAAGGUGUGCUUGAUCCAAGCCAUGGUGAUUUCAGUCACCUCAUAUGCGUGCAAAAGCUGGACAAUGAAUGAGAAAGACCAAAGAAGAAUUGACGCCUUUGAAUUAUGGUGUUGGGGAAGAAUAUUUAAUAUACCACGGACUGCCAAAAGAAUGAAUAAAUCUGUCUUAGAAGGAGUACAGCCAGAAUACUCCUUAGAAGCAUCGUCUCACAUACUUUGGAUAUGUUAUCAGGAGGGAUCAGUACCUGAAGAUGGACAUCAUGCUUGCUAAAGUAAAAGAUCAGUGAAAAAGAGGAAGACCCUUAACGAGAUGGAUUGACACGACAGCCAAAACAAUGGGCUCAAGCAUAACAACAAUUGUGAGGAUGGUGCAGGGUCAAGCAGUUUUUCGUUCUGUUGUGCACAGGGUCACUGUAAGUCAGAACAGACUUGAUGGAACCUAACAAGAAAACAGCAAAAAUUUGACUACAACUUCCAGUGUAAGUAUGUAUGUGUGUGUUACAGGAUAUAGUCUCUGGGUGGUACAAAUGAUUAAGCUCUGGCUGCUAACUGAAAGGUUAGAGGUUUGAAUCUACCCAGAGGUACAUUGAAAGAAAGGGUUGAUGAUCUACCUCAGAAAAAUCAACCAUUGAAAACACUAUGGUGUACAGUUCUACCUUGACACAUGUGGGGUAGCCAUGAGUCAGACUUGAAGGCAGCUGGUGGUGGAAUCUACCAAUAAGUAAAUUUUAAACAUGAGAGAAUUUUUAAAGGAAGAAAAAAAAUAUAUGCAAUAUUUUAAAACUAAUGUGUUUUACUAAUGGUAUUCAAACUUUCUGCUCACUAAAAAUAUUUUACAAAAAGUUAAAUGUACCUGUAUAAAGUAACUGGAUAGCAAAUUCUUUAUACAUGCUCAUUAAAAUUUUUUUAGUUAAAAAUUUUUUUUUUUAGUUUAAUACUGUGCAGAAUGCUUUCUCAGGAAUGCCUUUGGACCUCAGCUGACCCCCAAACCCAGAAACUUAUUACCAUUGAGUCAAUUGUGCCUCAAAGCGACACUAUAGGACAGAGUAGAACUGCCCCGUAGGGAUUCCAAGGCUGUAAUCUUUACUGAAGCAGACUGCCACAUCUUUCUCCCUUGGAGUGGCUGGUUGGUUUGAACUGCCAACCUUUUAGUUAGCAGCUGAACGCUUAACCACUAUGCCACCAGGGCUUCUUCAGCUGACCCCACGGGAAUUUUCAGAGUUGUCCUAAGUUAGGUGAAGAUAAGUCAUUGCAUGUGGGUCACUCCAGGAAGGGGCAUGGCCAUGGGACAAUCCUUGAAGGAGAUGACAGCUAAAAGGUACCUACUGUCAGUAUUCCCAGCUGCUGGGCAACAAGUUCUUUAGUCAAAGGGGAUCAAUCAGGAUCAAUUGCAGCUACCAGGAUGUAACUCCUUGCCAAGAAACCCAAAGUGGCCAGGUGGUAGUUGCAGUUGAUAAUUCAACAGGAGUUCUUGGAUGGGAUGCACAAAUUCCAAAUGAGUCCUCUGGAUUAUUUCCAGAUUCUAUUUCUGAUCCUGGUAUUUCAGUGUAUUAAUUAUAAUACCACCAAUUUACUAAUUGAAUUAUGUCCCUCCCCCAAAAUGUGUUCUAAAUCCUAACCCUUAUACCUGUGGUUACAGUCCCAUUUGGGAAUGGGUUUCUUUGUUAUGUUAAUGAGGCAGUAUUACUGUGGGGUAUGUCAAGUCAGGAGCCCUGGUGGCACAGUGGUUAAGCACUCAGCUGCUAACUGAAAGGUCGGCAGGUCGAACUCACCCGCUGCUCCUCAGGAGAAAGACACAGCAGUUUGCUUCCAUAAAGAUUCACAGCCUUAGAAACCUAAUGGGGCAAUUCUGCUCUGUCCUACUGGGUCAUUAUGAGUUGGAAUUGACUCGAUGGCAGUGGGUUUAGUUUUGGUUUUUGUGUCUUAAAUCAAUCUCUUUUUGAGAUAUAAAAGCAGAUUAAGCAAGCAAGCACAAAUGGAGGGGAAGAAAUCUGCCACAUGAUAACCAAAGUAUCUAGUGUAAAAAGAGACAAGGAUUUUAACCACAGAGGACAGGGUCUUGCUCUGCACAGGCACCCUGAAUUCAGAUUUCUAGUCUUCUAAAUUGUGAGAACUUCAAUGACUUCUUCAUUACAAAUAACUUUUUUCACCAACAUAAACAGCGACCACACACGUGGACCUUGCCAGAUGGAAUACACAGGAAUCAAAUCGACUACAUCUGUGGAAAGAGACAAUGGAAAACCUCAGUAUCAGUAAGAACAAGGCAGGGGCUGCUGCAGAACAGACCAUCAGUUGCUCAUAUGCAAGGUCAAGUUGAAACUGAAGAAAAUCAGGAGGUUGACCGGAGCCAAAAUAUGACCUUGAGUAUAUCCCACCUGAAUUUAGAGACCAUCUCAAGAAUAGAUUUGACACACUGAACACUGAUGUCAGAAGACCAGAUGAGUUGUGGAAUGACAUCAAGGACAUCAUCCAUGAAGAAAGCAAGAGGUCAUUAAAAAGACAGGAAAGAAAGAAAAGACCAAAAUAGAUGUCAGAAGAGACUGUGAAACUUGCUCCUGAACGUCAAGUACCUAAAGCAAAAGGAAGAAAUGAUGAAGUAAAAGAGCUGAACAGAAGAUUUCAAAGG
Molecule: messenger RNA, 7972 nt
Organism: Loxodonta africana (African savanna elephant)
Lineage: Eukaryota; Metazoa; Chordata; Mammalia; Proboscidea; Elephantidae
Gene: DBF4
Product: DBF4-CDC7 kinase regulatory subunit
Exons: 12
Coding region: 253-2289 (678 amino acids)
Biological process (GO): regulation of cell cycle phase transition; positive regulation of nuclear cell cycle DNA replication
Cellular component (GO): Dbf4-dependent protein kinase complex
Molecular function (GO): protein serine/threonine kinase activator activity; nucleic acid binding; zinc ion binding
Source: RefSeq, a predicted model, not a curated record